GAAUGGUAAUAUAUUGUAUAUUGUUUUGUGGUAGUGGUAUCCGACGUAAUCCUCUUUGACGAUUUCAUUUAGUCUGCGAUAGUACUAUCUACAACGUCCUCAUUUCGCGCCAAAAUAAAAUAAAUAGACAUAAUUCAUGGUCUGUACCUUAAUUCUGUACCACGAACUAUGAUUAUAAUCUUAGUCCGUGGUCUGUACUCAGUUGUACUUAGAUAGUAUAAAAACCGUAUAUUAUCUAUGGGUUAGUAGCACGAUUAUAGAUAAUCUAUUGUCGCGGUCUGCAGAGUGCAGAGUGUAUACUGUAAUUCUAAAUUUCUAUGUUUUAUUAUAUCGUCUAAUUUAUCCACGAAGGUUGAAGUAUAUUGUCAAUGCACAAAUAUUUUAUUAUCCAAUAUCCGUGUGUUUAAUUGCUGUACAUAUAUUUUAGUUACAAACCAUUGGUUUUAUUGGUUGGCUGUAUUUAUGAUUUUUAUUAUCUAUUAAUUUACAAUAGUAUCAUUGUGAAAAUGGCAUCAAAUGAAGCAGAAGAUGGAAAUAGAAGAAAUCUCAACUACGACGACUUAGAUGUGUAUAGUAAACUAGAAGUUAAACUUACAGCACGUAAUAAAAUAACAUAUCACAAAGAAAUUGUCUUACCCUGUGCUCAUAUUGAGGACACAGACCUUUCAGAUAUUUUGGAUAAUAUACCUUCAGUUAGACCCAAUAAACAUUUAGAGGAUAAUGCAAAAUCUGUUAGUUUAUUAAUGGAUAAUAUUCGCAAAGUGAAACGUGCUUCAGAAUUGGAAAUGGAUUUUACUAUUGAUGAAGGAAGAAAUGAACAUGAUGAAGUGAGUCAAGUCAUUGCACGACUUCGACAACAGUCUGAAAAACUUUUUAAAAGAAUUAUACAUACUCAAGUGGCUUUCAAUGAAUGUUUAAGUUCAACGGACGAUUUAGAAAACAAAGAACAUUUAAAAAAUCAUAUUAAGUUUAUAGAAAAAACUUGUAAAUUUGAUAGAGGUGUAGAAUCAGUAAUUCGUUGUAACAAAAAUACAUUAGAAAAACAUAUUGACAAAAACUUGAAAAUUGAAAAUGUCGAGGAAUUUAAAAAUACAUAUAAUGAAUUGGCCCAAGGAGUGUUAUCUACAAUUUAUGAUACUGGUGUGAAAACAUUCAAAAAUCAUGAACAUUUAUUAGCUAUUGAACAAUACAAUAUACCUACUGAAGAAGGAUUAGUUGCUGAAGAGUUGAUAAUAGGGAAGUUAGAUCCAUUUACAAAACAACCAAUCACUAAACCUGUACGCAACAAAAUUUGCACUCAUAUCUAUGAUCAAGAAUCAGUCAAUCAAAUGUUCCAGCAUAAACUGUUAAUAUCAUGUCCGUAUAUUGGAUGUACAAACAAACGUUUUACAAAAACUGAUCUUUCCACGAAUAGCGAUUAAUUAAUUUGUGUUUAUUUUUAAUUAAUUGAUGUAAAAAAAAAGUUGAAACUUGUUCAGUCAGGAUGACCAUGAUAAUAUUUUAUGAUAAUUAUUUUGUAUACUUUAAUUUAUUUAUAUAUAAUGUACAUAUCUAAUUUAAAAUAUAUAAUAGUAUAGUGUA
Rhopalosiphum padi (bird cherry-oat aphid) is the source of this 1581-nucleotide messenger RNA. RefSeq lists its product as uncharacterized. Bases 507 to 1421 code for a protein of 304 amino acids. Gene Ontology annotation, cellular component: Smc5-Smc6 complex; nucleus. NCBI's taxonomy places the organism in Eukaryota, Metazoa, Arthropoda, Insecta, Hemiptera, Aphididae. The record is from RefSeq and is a predicted model, not a curated record. Gene Ontology annotation, molecular function: zinc ion binding; SUMO ligase activity. Gene Ontology annotation, biological process: double-strand break repair via homologous recombination; protein sumoylation. The transcript is spliced from 4 exons.